ACUCGAGGAGUGACAGGCUGGGCGGCCUAUGAGCGGCGGGGCGGGGCGCGCAGGAGAAGGCUGCGCUACGGGCGGAGUAGGUCGGUGCCAUGGCGGAGAGCGACUGGGACACGGUCACGGUGCUGCGCAAGAAGGGGCCGAGCGCGGCCCAGGCCAAGUCCAAGCAGGCAAUCUUAGCAGCGCAGAGAAGAGGAGAAGAUGUAGAGACCUCCAAGAAAUGGGCCGCAGGCCAAAACAAGCAGCAUUCGAUCACUAAGAACACAGCUAAGCUGGAUCGGGAGACGGAGGAGCUGCACCAUGACAGAGUCCCCCUUGAGGUGGGCAAAGUAAUCCAGCAGGGCCGACAGAGCAAGGGCCUGACACAAAAGGAUUUGGCCACGAAAAUCAAUGAAAAACCACAAGUUAUUGCUGACUACGAAUGCGGAAGAGCAAUCCCCAACAACCAGGUUCUGGGCAAGAUCGAAAGAGCCAUCGGCCUUAAGCUACGUGGAAGGGAUAUUGGAAAACCACUUGAGGCUGGCCCAAAAGGGAAAUGAAAACAAAGCCUCGAAAUCAGUUUGUUCAGACUGAUCUCAUCUGGCUGGUGCUCUUUAACCACCAGAAUCUCUCUUCAUAUUGCCAAGCAGAACAAGGAGGUUUCAGACUUGCUUGGGGGGGAUGGGGACCUGCAGAAUUUCUACCUGUUGUAAAAAGGCAAACUUAAGUGAUUUUCCUGAUUUUUGUUUUUUCCUUUCUCCUUUCCGGAGAUUAAGAAACUAAACCCAAUAAAUACUGCAUCUAAUUUUGCCAGAAAA
Molecule: messenger RNA, 794 nt
Organism: Mauremys reevesii (Reeves's turtle)
Lineage: Eukaryota; Metazoa; Chordata; Testudines; Geoemydidae
Gene: EDF1
Product: endothelial differentiation related factor 1
Exons: 5
Coding region: 90-536 (148 amino acids)
Cellular component (GO): nucleus
Molecular function (GO): DNA binding
Source: RefSeq, a predicted model, not a curated record